Micropterus salmoides (largemouth bass) is the source of this 3289-nucleotide messenger RNA. RefSeq names its product heparan sulfate glucosamine 3-O-sulfotransferase 3A1-like. NCBI's taxonomy places the organism in Eukaryota, Metazoa, Chordata, Actinopteri, Centrarchiformes, Centrarchidae. Gene Ontology annotation, molecular function: [heparan sulfate]-glucosamine 3-sulfotransferase activity. The transcript has 2 exons. The record is from RefSeq and is a predicted model, not a curated record. Bases 283 to 1470 code for a protein of 395 amino acids.
AUCCUACACAGAGCAAGGAGGGAAGAGUGUUUUCUUACCUGAGUGCAUAAGUCGGUGUACACUGCCUAGACGCACCUGUGGGCUGUUGUUUUGACUAUUUUCGGUCAGUUUGGGCUUUCUCACCUGUGCGCAGCAGGCUUGGCACUUUUUGGAGGAGGCAGAGGUGUUGUCCACAGCAGACUGUGGAUGAGGACUUACUCCUCGGUUUCUUCAUGGCAAGAAGACUCAAUGAUGUGUGUCUAGCAUGGCUGUGGCUCCUGUACCGACCACCCAGGGACCGGUAUGGCUUUUAGCCGCAUCAGUAAACUGGACCCCCCGUCCCGAGGCAUCUUCAGGAAAGCGGCGGUCAUGCUGUGCUCCCUCCUCACCUCUCUCUUCCUCCUGCACUGCCUCACUGACCGCUGCAUCACCACCUUGCCCGCGCCGGUGAAAGCGUCCUCCAGGCGUGCUGCGGGGCUUUUCGAGGACUUGAGGUCGCGGAGGACUAAAAGACUGGUGUACGAAUGGACCGCCGGGUCGGAGCUUACGGGUUACGGGGCCGCCAGGCGCUCCUCGCGGGUCCUCGCAGAUGAGCGCGCAGGACAGGUUUUGGAGGUGACCGAGGAGUCUCUCAUGUUGCCGCCUCCGGAUUUAGUUGCUUCCAGGAAAGUGUCGCCGAGGUUUGCAGGUAAACUCAGUCCGCUCGGGGAGGGGAGCAAGAAGCUGCCCCAGGCUCUCAUCAUCGGGGUGAAGAAAGGAGGGACACGGGCUCUGCUGGAGUUUCUGAGGGUUCAUCCCGACAUCAGAGCCGUGGGAGCGGAGCCGCACUUCUUCGACCGCAACUAUGAGAACGGACUGGAGUGGUACAGGGAGCUGAUGCCCAAGACGCUGGAGGGUCAGAUCACCAUGGAGAAAACCCCCAGCUACUUUGUGACCAGAGAGGCUCCAGCCAGGAUAUCCGCCAUGUCCCGGGACACCAAGCUGAUUGUGGUAGUGAGGGACCCCGUCACUAGGGCUAUCUCAGACUACACACAGACACUGUCUAAGAAGCCUGACAUUCCCUCUUUUGAGAGCCUCACCUUCAAAAACAGGACUACGGGGCUCAUCGACACCUCUUGGAGCGCCAUCCAGAUCGGCAUCUAUGCCAAGCACCUGGACAACUGGCUGCAGUAUUUCCCCAUGGACCAGAUCCUCUUUGUGAGUGGCGAGCGUCUGAUCAGCGACCCGGCUGGAGAGCUGGGCCGUGUGCAGGACUUCCUGGGGCUCAAGAGGAUCAUCACAGACAAACACUUUUACUUCAACCAGACCAAGGGUUUCCCUUGCCUCAAGAAGGCAGAGGGCAGCAGUAAGCCCCACUGCCUGGGCAAAACCAAAGGGCGGACCCAUCCGAACAUUGACCCUGAGGUGGUGCAGAGGCUACGGGACUUCUACAGGCCCUUCAACAUGAAGUUCUACCAGAUGACAGGGCGUUUUUUUGGCUGGGAUGACUGAAUGUGACACUGAGGAGUAUUAGGACCACUGGAGGAAAUAUUUGAUUUUGCGAAUAAAGUUGUAAUAUUUCAAAAAAAAGUCAUAAUGUUACAAGAAAUAAGUUUAAUGUUACAAAAAAAGUUGAAGAAAAAAUAAUUUAAAAGUCGUACUGAAGUCGAACGAUUUAAAAAUUUUUUUUUUUAUAUUUUGUGAAUAGCCUAAUAAACAAAAAUAUUUAUGGGGAGUCAGGCAAUGCUAAAGCAUCUAAUCUAAUAUAGCUAAUCAAAUCACAACAUUUUGAUUAUUAUAUUCUUGAAACCUAACCCACUUAAAAUUUUGAACUUUAUUCUCAUAAUUUUAUGAUCUUUUCCCAUAAAUUUACAACUUCAUACUUGUCAAAAUAGUGAGUUUUUUUUUAAUAGAGUUUUCUUGUAACAUUUAGACUUUAUUCCGCUAAAAUUACCUAAUUUAAUUGUGUUUGUUUUAAAUAUAAUGUACAUUUAAAUGUUAUGAUUUCAAAGUUAUAAUUUUACAAGAAUGCAGUUAUUGGGUUAUUUUUCAAAUUAUAAAAAACAAUUUUUGCCAAAACAUCUGACAUUUUCUCAAAAUAUUAUGACUUUAUUGUCAGAAUCUUAUAGCAUUCAUAUUACUCUGUCCGCAGCACUAACCCUAAGCAAUAUCUGGCUGUUACAGGACAGACAGAGGCCCAAACUCCCCUCAGUGGCACCAGGAUAUGCAAUAUUUCACUGUUACAUUUUAAUGAUCAUAGCUGCCUCUAAUGCACAAUCAUGGAGUUAUUUUCUUCUAAAACACGUUGAGUUGUUGAAGGAUUUGAGUCAUAUCUGCCUGCACUAUCUGAAGAAACUAUUGGGGGUUUUUUUUUCAGUGGCUGUGACACAGAAAUAUAGUAUGCAGUGCUUCUUCAAGAAGAUGGGUAAAAACACAUUGUGUCCAAGGGCUUUUGUUAAAAGCCAUUACUGUGUGAUUUAAUGCCAUAUUUUAAACAUACAUAGCUGCUUUCAAAUUGUACAAUUUUUCUAGCAGAAAGAAUAUGAAAAGAUAAAAAUCUAUGUAUUUUUGAAAUGUAUUUAUUCUAGAAGUACACAAGUAUGUAUUUUCAAUAACUCCUCAACGAUUAUUUGCUCUCUUAAUAUCAUUAUGCUUCCCAUGCCUUUAGAGUUUUGUUUGUUUUAUACUGAACAUAUUUCAGUGAAACAUGUUGUCCUCAUUUUAAUUUCAGGUCAUCCAUUUUCAAUACGUCAUUACUAUACGUGGAUGAGUGGGAACACUUGUCUCCACUUAGCUUUCAGUUCUAGAGCUGCAAGUUUGCUAUUUCAAGGGUCGUCCACCUUCAGUUAAUGAAGUUACAGGCAAAGAUUGAACUCACUGUUUUUCAAGCAACAGUGACUCUGGUGGAAGGAAAAGACCUCCAAAGGGCCUUCCCAAACAUUGACUCAGAUUUCCUCAACAUGCCUCCUUGUGAAUUGAAUACACUUGAUGUCACUGGCCUUCCUUGCCUUGAGGCAGUGUGUGUGUGGAAGUCUUUUUAAACCCAGGGAGCACGAGAACAAUGGGUGAGUUGUGUUCCUAAUUUCUGUCUACUAGUAUUGUGAGCCACUUUCUGAAAGCAGAUGUGCCUCAAAAGACAAAAAAUCAAGUUGUUGUUUUUUUGGUGUGAACAUCAGAAAUUGAUCUAAAAGAAUCAUGUAGAUUAUGCGGGGAUUACGUUACCAAUCUAACUGUGCUGUUUUACUGUUGUGUUCUUAAAGUUGUUGGGAUUUUUAAGGCACUCCUUGAAUAAAAAAUGUUAUAUGUAAAUAUUUUAUUUACACUGGCCUUU